AUGAAAUAUGUGAAAUCCUCAAUGAUCCAAUGUUGUGUUUGGGGUGUUCUUCUCGAUUUUGGCCUCACUUUUGCUACAAUUCCUUAUGUGUUACUCCCAACUAUAUCUGGAUAUCCAUUGGGAAUUUUAACCAGCUUAGGAAUGAGUGUGAAAUAUCAAACUUUUUUGAUAAUUGAGUUACUGAUUGGUGUUGGUUGCUCAAUUAUUGGGAUUCUCGAAAAUCGUUAUACUUGCAUCACUAGACCAACUUCAAGUUUGAAAAAUCAUAUAAUCAUCUACAUAUUAAAUUUUUCUACACUAACGUUAUCAUAUAUUUAGUUUUUCUCGAUUUCCCAAAUCAAGAAAAAGCUCGAUACAAAGUUUUAUACGAGCUUCUCCCUCAAAACCUUCCUGAUUACUACUACACUUCUCCAAUAUUUGUGCUAUCUUUGAAUAGUUUUCAAAUGGGAAUGACGAUUCUAGCGAUGUACACGUUUUUAUUAUUGCAAUGCAUGUUUUUUGCGUUUGGCACAGUCUACAAACUUUAUUGUCAGCAAAUUAACAAAAUUCUAUCAUCGAGUACUAGAAAAAUGCAAAACAAGUUUUUUGUUUUGAUUUGUAUACAGUGUUCGAUACCAUUGUUCGUUAUUGCUUUUCCACUUUGUUAUAUUAUUUUCAGCUGCUCAACUUUUUAUUUUAAUCAAGGUAUGUCUGGCGGAGGGGUGUUCAAUGUACCCUACAUCCAGAGAGUUCAAAAAUGGAAAUAAAAUUACUUUUUUCCGUAUGGGUAGAUAAAAUUUUCGCCAAAUUUUGAACGAAAAACAUUAUUCUAACAAAAUUGUGUGAUCAGAAUAAAACUUCUGAAUUUGAAUUUCCCAAUAUUGUUAUUUUCAGCACUCAACAACCUUGCAUUUAUUUUAUUCUCAUUUCACGGAAUUCUAACAACAAUAUCGAUUAUUUUUGUGCAUUCACCUUAUCGAAAUGCAAUUCUACCAAGUUGUUUGAAAAGGAAAAUGGGACCGCAAGCUUCAUCGUUUGGAAAAGAUUGA
Messenger RNA from Caenorhabditis angaria, 1028 nucleotides. The record is from the annotation of a GenBank genome assembly. Lineage: Eukaryota; Metazoa; Nematoda; Chromadorea; Rhabditida; Rhabditidae.